Molecule: messenger RNA, 1470 nt
Organism: Saccostrea cuccullata (small rock oyster)
Lineage: Eukaryota; Metazoa; Mollusca; Bivalvia; Ostreida; Ostreidae
Exons: 2
Coding region: 1-1470 (489 amino acids)
Molecular function (GO): zinc ion binding
Source: RefSeq, a predicted model, not a curated record
AUGGCAGCAAGUAAACCACGAAUUUCGGUAGAUUCUCUUCAAGAACAUAUACAAAUGUGUGAAAAUCAUGAUUUACCGGUCGAUUUGGUGUGUGAGGAUUAUGAUGAAUUCAUUUGUUCUACUUGUGCAAAAACGGACCAUUAUGAUCACAACUGGGUCACACAGGGUGUGGCUGCUAGUCAGAGAAGGAAAGGACUCUUGGAGUUUCUAAGGAAUAUAACGCAAGAACAAUUGCCAGAUGUAGAUAAAAAAAUAGCAAUAAAGAAGGCUGAAAAUGAAAUAACAUGUGAAUCACAGAGGAAAAUUUUAAAGAAGCAUUUUGAUGAAAUUAUUGCCAAGCUUACAGAUAUCACGGAACGCAAGGAUGAUGCAUUGAAAAGCAAUUUGUGUAGAAAAAACGAGCAAUUAACUCUUGAGAAAUCCCGAAAAGACAAGAUAAAGAAUCAAAUAAUUAAAAUAGUAAAAUACAUGGAGGAGAACAACAGAACCAUGUCUGAUAAGAACUUAGUAGAGAACCACAGAGACCUGAAACAUCUGCUAGGUGAUUUGAAUAUUGACAUAAGGAACAGUGACUUUUCACAGAGAUAUGAAGAAAAAGUAAUUAAUGAUGAUAGGCUAGAAUCACUGUUUGGUGAUUGUUUUGAUUUAGAUAAUAUUAGUGCUAGUGAAAUAUAUUCAUUUCAUUAUGUUGCAUGUAGUCUAGGUACACUUGUGUAUGUAAAGGCAUUAAAUGAAAACGAAUGUUACGUGUACGGUCUGAAUUCUGUUAAUGUUGAUUUGUUAAACAAACAAGGCGAAAAGAAACAAACAUUCAACAUUGGAUUAGAGGUGACAGAUAUGUGUGUAACUAAUAAUGGUAUGUAUUUCACAACAAAUGGAAACCUUUUUAUCCAUCGCCUUCUGCCAUCAGGAUCAAUAUCAACGUUUUGGAGGGCAGAUUCAGUAAUAGGUCUUCAACCAUUAGGAAUCAGUACUUCAGUAGACAGCGGGUUUAUUGUUUCUUUGGUAGAUUGUAAAACAGAUAAUUUUGUAUUGGACGCAGACAGCAGGCGAUUAGUGAAACACUUGACAUUAACCGGUGAUGUCAUUCACGAGUAUGAGUACCAGGAGGACGGUCAAACGAGAUUGUUUACAUUACCAGAAGGACUCUGUCAAAACAAUAACUCUGAUAUCUGUGUUAUCAAUAUGACAAGUAGCACUGCAGGCGAGGUUCUUAUUAUUUCUGUAUGUGGUAAUUUGCAAUAUGUCUAUCGUGGACAGAAUCUGAGGAAGAAUUUCUAUCCAACAGACUUGUUGUGUGACUCCGCCUACCCACAGUUUUUAUAUUCUGAUGCAACAUUAUCUUUUCUCUGGUAUGGUAAUAACUUAAAGUGGUUUGACAUCAUCCACACUGACGAGCUAAUGCCCACAAUGGCUAACGCCCAGCAAGUCAAGCUGCUGCCAUGCAUGGAGCAACAUAGCAACAUUUAG